This is a messenger RNA of Sodiomyces alkalinus F11, 4047 nucleotides long. RefSeq names its product RNA-dependent RNA polymerase. Gene Ontology annotation, biological process: siRNA processing. Gene Ontology annotation, cellular component: nuclear RNA-directed RNA polymerase complex. The record is from RefSeq and is a predicted model, not a curated record. NCBI's taxonomy places the organism in Eukaryota, Fungi, Ascomycota, Sordariomycetes, Glomerellales, Plectosphaerellaceae. The transcript is spliced from 3 exons. Bases 1 to 4047 code for a protein of 1348 amino acids. Gene Ontology annotation, molecular function: RNA-directed RNA polymerase activity.
AUGGAGGUCAUCAUGAAAAACGUCCCCCGCGAUCUCGGGGAUCGCAAUCUCUCCGCCCAACUUCAGCCUUACAUGAACGCUCUGGGUAUCCUUGCUUGGAUGUGUACGACCGCUCGCGGGAAGACCAUAGGCUUUGUUGUUUUCCUCGAAGAACAGGACGGCAAGGCCUUUCUCAACCGCCAUGGCAAAAAGGCCGUCACACCCGCCGACGCGCUAUCCUCCUCAAGUCGUCGAUUUGGCCGUUCCCGCGACAUUGCCCGUCUCUUCCUCAUGAAUACGCCCGUCUAUGUCUCCAUGAGCAACAAGACCCCAGACCCUUUCCAUCUUCGGUCCCUGCACUACCGCCUGGACGAACGGAUCAGCGCAGGUCCCGGUAGAGAGGAGACCCAGCCUGCUGUCACGCUCGCCACGUCCCGCCUGGCCUGCGGCCACCUCUUUCUGCCUUCCUCCCCCGGGACUCUCUAUUUUGUUGACGAGUGUCGUUGCGACUUUCUCGGAAUCGUCAAGUUCUACAGCAAGAUGCUCGUCCUCCGCUCCCAGCAUGCCGCGGGGACCAUCCUUCGUAUUCCCUACGAUACCAUGGAACAUGCCAUCUUCGAUUCCAAGGCCUCCAGCUUCACACUUGUCCUCAGAGAGGCUCCGCGCAUCUUUGCCCCGGAGACCGCCGCAGAGCUGAUGCAGCGUUUGUCCGUUUCCCCCGCCUCGAACAGGGGCAAGGCCCUCCGGCGCGUCACUCACAUACCCGACGCGCCUGCCCAUGGCCGCUACGUACCGCACUGUUUGGUCUAUCGGAUCGACAUUAUGGAAGUUGACGCACAUAAGCAUUCCGUCAUGACCCAGCUGAAAAGACAGGAGCUCUUCACCUUGUAUCAUGCAGGUUUGCCCAUUGUUCGAACCCCGCGUCCUCUUUACGACGACUUCGAGACGUCCUACAGGGCCUUUCAGCAGGACCUGGAGACAUGCGAACGCCAGAAGAGGGUCCCCUUCCGCCUCCUGUUUCAAUGCCAAGCCUGGGUCUGGAAUAAUUAUCUGCACCCGUUCGUCGCAGCCCGACUCCUCAAACGAAUUCGGACCGCCUUCGAAAAAGCGCGAAGAAGUCGUCGACCGGAUCCCGUCUCGGAAGAGUCGAUGAAGGCCCUGUACGAGACGAUUCCGUUUCCGUACCCCGGAAUUUCUCCUUCGGAACUCGAUGCCGAUCAACUCAUGCAUCGCAUCCUGCGCAAGGAGUCUCGCAGUGCCCAGGAUGAGGCCUUGAUGCCGGCUCCCCUGCCCACCGCCGAAAACUCGGGCCAGCGUGUCAACAUCUUCAAGGCCACUGUUACCCCGACGCGUAUCACCCUCCACGGGCCCGAUCCGGAGCCGAUGAACCGCAUCCUCCGCAAGUUCCCCGACUUCUCCGAGUUCUUUCUCCGGGUCCAGUUCUGCGACGAGAACGGCGACGACCUCUUCUUCUCGCCCAAAGUGUCCAACGACAUUAUCUUCGAGAGGUUUCGCAAGGUCCUCAUCAAUGGCGUCCCGGUGGCCGGGCGAGUCUACUCCUUUCUGGGCUUCUCGCACUCGUCGCUGCGCUCCCAUUCUGCUUGGUUCUCCGCUCCUUUCGUGGACAAGAACGGCGAGCUGCAGACGUACGGUGUCAUCAUCCGCUCCCUCGGCGACUUCAAACAGAUCCGUGUCCCCGCCAGGUGUGCUGCCCGUAUAGGGCAGGCCUUCUCUGAAACCCCUUCCUAUGUCUCCCUACUGAACGACGGCAUAAACGCCUACACCAUCCCGGACGUCAAGUCGGACGAUGGCGAACGCGUCUUCAGUGAUGGCGUCGGCUUUAUUUCCCAGGACGCGCUCGAUGUGAUUUGGGCGCGACUCGGCGGCGGCGUCGCGCCCACGGGUCUGCAAAUCCGCUGGGCCGGCGCCAAGGGGAUGCUCUGCCUGAACACCGUCGUCCCCGGCCGCUCCAUCCACGUACGCGACUCGAUGAUCAAGUUCCCCAGCGAGGACCGAGAGAACCUCGAAAUUUGCGACGCAGCGACCAAGCCGCUCCGGUUCGUCCUCAAUCGUCAGGUGAUCAAAAUCCUGGAGGACAUGGGGGUGUCGGACGACUGGUUCCUCUCGCUCCAGGCGCGCGAGAUCAACCGGCUCCGGGCCGUGACCGCCGACGCCUACAACACGGGCACCUUCCUCCAGCUCCAGGGUAUCGGCAACGGGUUCUACCUCUCGACCUUCAUCAAGACGCUGGACAAGUACGGCAUCGACUACCGCAUGGACGACUUCCUCCGGACCGUGGUCGAGUCGGUCGUCCUGCGCGAGCUCCGCCUCCUCAAGCACAAGGCGCGCAUCCCCGUGCCCAAGGGCGUGACCUUGUUCGGCGUCAUGGACGAGACCGGGUUCCUGGGGGAAGGGGAGGUGUACGUGACGUUCGACAGGGACCACCACCGCCGGUUCGGCACGUCCCUCAUCGACGACUCCCUGGCCGCCGACGGCUGGCUCCUGGUCACGCGCUCCCCGGCGCUGCACCCGGGCGACAUCCAGCUCGCCGAGAUGCGGACGCCGCCGGCGGGCCACCCGCUCCGGGCGCUGCGCAACUGCAUCGCCUUCAGCCGCCGCGGGACGCGCGACCUGCCCAGCCAGCUCAGCGGCGGGGACCUCGACGGCGACCUGUACAACGUCAUCUGGGACCGCGGGUGCUGGCCGGGGCGGAGCUGCAGCCCGGCCGACUACCCGCGGGUCACGGCGCAGGCGCUGGACAGGGAGGUGACGCGAGAGGACAUGGCGAACUGGUUUGUGGACUUUAUGAAGUCGGACGUCCUGGGCAUGAUCGCCACGCGCCACCUCGUGCUGUCGGACCAGAGGGACGAGGGGACGCUGGACCCGGAUUGUCUCCGGCUUGCCAUGUUGCAUUCUACCGCUGUUGAUUUCUCCAAGACGGGGCAGCCGGUGGAUGUGACUAGUAUGCCUAGGGCGGGCAAGUUCCGGCCUGAUUUUCUUGCGCCUGCCCCUCCGGCGAUCCUUCACGAUCGACACCACAUCGACUUUCUGGGAAAGCCGGCCGCACGCGACGACACGGACGCGGACGCGGACGAGGACGGCGGCGAAGACGCGUUUCGAUCGAACUACGAGUACUACAAGUCGGAGAAGAUCUUGGGGAGGUUAUACCGCAACGUGGACGAGAAGCGCAUCUGGGACGACGACAUCUGCCGCGUCGGGGAGAAGCGGGAGGGACCGGAGCUCUGGACGCAGUUCACGGCCUUGAUGCGGCGUAAGCUGCACCAGUAUGUGCAGGGGCGGAUCACGUGGCGGAAGAAGCGCGAGGAGGCGUGGCGAUUGCGCGACAUGUGGGUUUACGACUGCUUUUCCUUCUUCCCUCUUCCCUCUUCCCUCUUCUCGCUCCGUCUGUCGUCGUCUUGUUCCGCUCGGUUAUACGAAGAGGCGGUACACAGCGCCAUGUGGAAGUAUUCGGACAACCACAUGAAGAUGCUCCAGGAAGUGGAGGUGUUUUGCGGCACCAUCUUUAAUAAGAGCGGGUCGCAGACGCGGAGGCAGAAGGACAACUCGAGCAAGCUCAAGGAGGAGUUUGACCGCAUCGCAGCUAUGCUGGUUGGUCUUAUUCGGCGACGGAGCCGCGACGCGGAGCAACAGCAGCAACAGCAGCAAGACGGCUCCAGAUACGAGGGGACAGAUAUCGACCACGACGCCGGCGACGACGACGACGACGAUGCCGACGACCUGGUGGCGGCGGCGUUGGCACCAGGGAAAGACGCGCUGGAAUUGGCUUUCGCGUGCCUGGACGUGGGGAUGGUCAAACGCAACGAGGCGGAGUACAAGCAGCUAGCCGGGAUGCAGAGUUUUCGGGUCAUUGCCGCGAGCUGCCUGCUUAAGGAGAUGACGGCGUUUGUCAAUCGCCUUAGGGGUGGGAGCUUGAGGGUUAUGGGGGGUGGUGGUGGAUUUGUCGGGGUCAGCAGCGGCGGGCCGGCGAUAUUCCCUCAGUAUGGGGACAACCCGUGCGGUUUCGACCCGGGGCAUUUUCAGAAUUACGGGUUUACUCAGUAUUUGUAA